Molecule: messenger RNA, 1213 nt
Organism: Vitis riparia (riverbank grape)
Lineage: Eukaryota; Viridiplantae; Streptophyta; Magnoliopsida; Vitales; Vitaceae
Product: persulfide dioxygenase ETHE1 homolog, mitochondrial-like
Exons: 9
Coding region: 136-996 (286 amino acids)
Biological process (GO): glutathione metabolic process; hydrogen sulfide metabolic process
Molecular function (GO): sulfur dioxygenase activity
Source: RefSeq, a predicted model, not a curated record
GACAUAGUGGUGGCGUUGGACGGCCACAUCUAUGACGGCAUGCUGGUUGCUAUCCCCCAACUAUUCUUUUAUCAUUCCAAUACCUUGGAAACCAAGAAAAACCCAAUUCAGUAAACAUAUACCUCUGUAUUUAGUAUGUUUAAAGCCCUUCAUCACUCCAUAUGCUGGCGUGCCGCCAUCCCUUCCACUUUACUUCACUCUAAAUCCUUUCUUCUGGGAUCUCAAAUGGACCUCUCUACCACCUCCUCUCAUAUGUCGAAGUUCCUCUUUCGCCAGCUUUUCGAGAAGGAGUCUUCUACUUAUACCUAUCUCUUGGCUGAUGUCUCUCACCCUGAUAAGCCUGCCCUCUUGAUUGACCCAGUAGACAGGACUGUGGAUAGAGAUCUCUCUCUUGUUAAAGAUUUAGGGCUGAAGCUCAUAUAUGCUAUAAACACCCAUGUGCAUGCUGAUCAUAUCACUGGAACUGGCCUAAUUAAGACUAAAGCUCCAGCUGUGAAAUCAAUUAUUUCAAAAGCCAGCAAUUCAAAAGCCGAUAUUCUGGUUCAAUCUGGUGAUAAAAUCUACUUCGGUGAUCUUUUCCUGGAGGUUCGAGCUACUCCUGGACAUACAGUAGGUUGUGUUACCUAUGUUACAGGAGAGGGACCUGAACAACCUCAACCGAGGAUGGCAUUCACAGGAGAUGCGGUAUUGAUACGAGGAUGUGGAAGGACAGAUUUCCAGGGAGGAAGUUCGGAGACCCUCUACAAGUCAGUGCAUUCACAGAUAUUCACAUUACCAAAGGAUACAUUGAUAUAUCCUGCUCAUGACUACAGAGGUUUCACUGUGAGUACUGUGGGGGAGGAGAUGCUCUACAAUCCUCGCUUAACAAAGGAUGAGGAAACAUUCAAGAACAUCAUGGCAAAUCUUAAUCUGGCCUACCCAAAGAUGAUGGACAUUGCAGUCCCCGCAAAUAUGGUAUGUGGUUUUCAGGAUCCGACUCCCAACAAAGCCUGCUGAACCUCUGUAAGUCUGGAUGUUGCUUAUUAUAAAUAAGAACUUGGUGGAGUCUUAUAUGAAAGGUUAUGAAGAAAAAUGGUGGUUGGGUAUGGAAGUGAUGAACAAAUGGCCAAGUGAUAUGAGCUUUCCUAGUGUUAAUUGUGACAAACAUGUACUCCACAUGGCGUUGUAUAACUAUUUAACAUUAACAAAGCAUAUGAUUUUAGGAUUUCCAUCU